CAAUAUUUGAAAUAAUCCAACAAAAAUUCCCUUUAAUUCUCAGACCUUAUUUUUUUCUCCAACAAUGGCGGAAUUUCAGCUCCCAUUGGUGAAGUUUUCAGAGGAGAAUUUGAGGAGUUGGGUUUCGACGAGGGAGAAAGUUCGAGAAGCACUGGAAGAAUAUGGGUGUUUUGUAGCUCUAUACGACAGCGUUUCAAUGGAGCUGAGCUCCAAUAUGUUCGAUUCUUUGAAAGAGCUUUUUGAAGUUCCAUUGGAGAGGAAGCUUAAGAAUGUGUCUGAAAAGCCCUACCAUGGCUACUUUGGCCAAAACCCAUUAAUGCCCAUCCAUGAAAGUAUGGGAAUUGAAGACCCAAAUCUCCUCUCCAAAACUCAAUCCUUCACCAACCUCAUGUGGCCCUCCAAUGGAAACAAAUCUUUCUGUGAAAAUGUGAACUCGUAUGCGAGGGCGAUAGCGGAGUUGGAUGAGACGGUGAAAAAGAUGGUGUUUGAGAGCUAUGGGGUGAGAAAACACUUGGAAUCUCACAUGAAAUCCACAAGAUAUCUUCUGAGAAUGAUCAAAUAUAGAGUUCCCAAACAAAAUGAGAUGAAUAUGGGAGCCUUCCCUCACACAGACAAGAGCUUCCUCACCAUUCUUCACCAAAAUCAAGUCAAUGGCUUGCAAAUCAAAACCAAACAUAAUAAGUGGCUCCAAUACCACCCUUCUUCUUCUUCGUCGUCAACCUCGUCUUUUAUCGUCAUGGCUGGAGAUGCAUUCUUCGCUUGGAGCAAUGGGAGGAUUUACUCGCCACCUCAUAAGGUGAUAAUGAGUGGUAAGAGGGAAAGAUAUUCAGUGGGAUUGUUUUCGUUUAACGAUGGGAUUGUUCAGAUUCCUAAAGAAUUAGUGGAUGAGAAUCAUCCACAGCAGUUUAAGCCGUUUGAUCAUCAAGAUUAUCUUCGUUUCUACAGCACUGAAAGAGGCCAAAACUCCCCUUGCGCUAUCAAAGCUUAUUGUGGCAUUGGAAACGGGCUCGUCGAUACUCGGGGUUGCAUUCUCCUACAUUAAUUAACCGACAUAUAUUUAACGAUCUCGUCUUGUGUAAAAGAGUUUCUAGUAAAAAAGUUAUUAGAAGUGAUCGGCUUUUCUCACUUCUAUGAUGUUAGUCGCAUCUUAGAUUAAAAGGCUUUUAAAAAUGCCCAUUUUGGAUUUUUUCUUCUUUAUUAGUUCUUUUUUUCUUUUGAAGUGUAUAAAAAUUGUGAAAAUGUAUCGAGUUGAAUUAUUG
Momordica charantia (bitter melon) is the source of this 1259-nucleotide messenger RNA. RefSeq names its product putative 2-oxoglutarate-dependent dioxygenase AOP1. The record is from RefSeq and is a predicted model, not a curated record. Lineage: Eukaryota; Viridiplantae; Streptophyta; Magnoliopsida; Cucurbitales; Cucurbitaceae.